This is a messenger RNA of Ananas comosus (pineapple), 2931 nucleotides long. Its product is annotated as putative leucine-rich repeat receptor-like serine/threonine-protein kinase At2g24130. The coding region runs from base 1 to 2931 and encodes 976 amino acids. The record is from RefSeq and is a predicted model, not a curated record. Gene Ontology annotation, cellular component: plasma membrane. The transcript has 2 exons. Lineage: Eukaryota; Viridiplantae; Streptophyta; Magnoliopsida; Poales; Bromeliaceae. Gene Ontology annotation, molecular function: protein binding; ATP binding; protein kinase activity. Gene Ontology annotation, biological process: hormone-mediated signaling pathway; protein phosphorylation.
AUGGCCUAUUCGAUCUUUCGAUUACUCCGACUCCUUUCUCUCCUCUCUUUCCUCCUUAAUUCUACCUAUGCUUUCUGCGGACACAGCAGCAAUAGUUCAGACCGAGCGGCUCUCCUGGCAUUUAAGGCCGAAAACGACGGAGAUAAUGUUCUCAGCAACUGGAAUGAGACAACUAACUUUUGCAGCUGGAAAGGUGUUAAGUGCUACGACGGACCCAUACUCGACCUGUGGUUGAGGAAUUUCUCUCUACACGGUCCAAUAUCGCCUUUUCUGUCAAAUCUUUCGUGCCUUCGAGCACUCGACCUAUCGGAAAAUUCCCUCGAAGGGCCUAUUCCGGUAAGCCUCGGAGCUUUAGCUUCACUGUUGAUUCUUGACCUUAGUGCUAACAUGAUAGAGAGUGUGAUACCAAGAAGCUUUGGCAUGCUUAAAAGCCUUCAAUACUUGAACAUUGCUCGCAACCGUCUUCGCGGCAAACUCCCUACCACUUUGUUCUACAAUUGCACCCAGCUGAAUGUCGUGGAUCUUUCCGCAAACAAUCUCCACGGUUCGCUCCCUCGACUCGUAGGAAGCCACCUUCGUGAUCUCGAAUAUCUUAUACUCGAUUCGAAUAACUUCACGGGUAGUUUACCUGAUUCUCUAUCUAAUCUGACAAAAAUCAAGAUGUUAGAGCUCGACGCGAACUUUCUUAGUGGCCCAUUACCAUCUGAUUUAGUAGCUUAUAUGCCUCAGCUGGAGAUAUUGCAUCUUUCCUACAACAAUUUGUUGUUUGAUGAAUCGGGCUCGAGCUUAACCGAAUUCUUUGCCUCCAUUUCGAACCUGACCCAUCUCGCAGAGCUGGGGCUGGCGGGAAAUCUAAUCAAAAGUUCACUACCGACAAACAUUGGCCUUAUCCAUACAAAUCUCUCACAAGUUUUUCUCCAAGAUAAUCUCAUAUACGGCCCGAUUCCGCCGAGUUUAUCGAACAUUUCCACUCUAACACUUGUGAACUUAUCUUGCAACUUCUUGAAUGGGACUAUCCCACCGGGGCUACUUCGCCUACCGAAGUUAGAAAGGCUAAUUUUGUCUAACAAUCGUCUAGAAGGCGAAAUUCCCCCUAUCGAAAUCUCGACGAAUCUUGGAUUAUUAGACCUAUCGUCGAAUCGACUUUCCGGGCAGAUCCCGGAGUCCAUUUCAAAUUUGAAUCAGCUGCGGUAUCUGGUACUCAACAGGAAUUCGCUUGUCGGAUCCAUUCCUUCGAGCCUCGGCGGCAUGAAGCUGGAGUGGUUGGAUCUGUCCCAAAACCAACUUAGUAGAUCAAUACCAGAAGAAGUUUCAGGGUCAAGCACUAAGCUUAGAUAUUUAAAUUUGUCCAGUAAUUUGCUGAAUAGAAUCUUUCCAGUUGUUUUCAGUAACAUGGACCAAGUUCAGGUGAUUGAUUUGUCGAAAAAUAAUCUGAGUGGGAUCAUUCCUCCAAGCAUAGGAAGCUGUAGUGAGGUUGAGAUUCUUAACUUAUCUCAUAAUUCUCUUCGAGGACUUAUUCCUGUGACUCUCAGCAAUCUGAAAAGCCUCCAAGCAUUGGAUGUUUCCUUCAACCAACUUUCUGGUGAAGUUCCAGCCUCUCUUCUGCAGUGCAGCAGCCUCAAAAAUCUCAAUCUCUCGCACAACAGCUUGAGCGGGAAGCUGCCGCAAGGCAGCCUCUUCGAUUCCUUACCGUUCGAUUCGCUCGCGGGAAACGAGUUCUGCGGGCCGAGAGGGUUCCCUCGCUGCCCCGUGGCGGACGAAUCCGUAACGCAUUCUCACGGAUUGUUGGUUUCGGUUGUUUGUAUCGUAUCUGCCUCGCUUUUCCUACUGACGGUUUUCUUUGCAGCACGGCAGAAUAAAGUCAGAAGCGCGACAGACUCGAGAAGGAACGUGCUGGACUUAGCUGUCAGCCAUAGAAGAAUAACUUACAGAGAGCUGUCAGAAGCUACAGGAGGCUUCGAAGGGAGCAGAUUGAUCGGCAGCGGUAGCUUCGGAAGAGUGUAUAAAGCCAUACUGAACGACGGUAGUUUCGUUGCGGUGAAAGUACUGCAGCUGCUAUCGAGCAACUCUACAAGAACUUUCCGAAGAGAAUGCCAAGUUCUGAAGUGUGUAAGGCACAGAAACUUGAUGAGGAUCAUAACGGCAUGCGUGCUCGAAGAUUUCAAAGCUUUGGUGCUCCCUUACAUGACUAAGGGGAGCUUAGAGAGCCUGCUGCAUCCGCAGAUACGCGAAAGUGCUUCUGCUGCCAGCCAUCUGAGCUUAACUGAAAGAGUAUGCAUAUGCAGUGAUGUAGCUGAGGGAAUGGCUUAUCUGCACCACCAUGCUCCAGUGCAGGUCAUACACUGUGAUCUGAAGCCAAGCAAUAUUCUCCUUUCUGAGGACAUGACAGCUUUGGUUUCAGACUUUGGAAUAGCCAAGCUGGUUGAGGCUGCUGCAGGAGGAAGCACUUCUGCAACUUCAGCGAGCUCGACGGCCAAUUUGCUUCGCGGUUCGGUCGGUUAUGUAGCUCCAGAAUACGGAUACGGCAUGAGCGCUUCGACAAAGGGUGAUGUCUACAGCUUCGGAAUUGUCGUCUUAGAAACGGUGACGAGGAAGAAACCGACCGACGAAAUGUUCGACGAGCUGAUCAGCUUGCCGAACUGGGUGAAGAACGAAUACCGGAGAAAUUUGGACCGCGUUAUCGACCCCUCUCUUCUGACGGAUUUGUUAGGUCAGGAUGCGAGGACCAAAGUUACGUGGGAAGUCGUGAUUACGGAACUGAUUGAUUUGGGCCUUCUCUGCACUCAAGAGGUGCCCUCGACGAGACCCGCCAUGAUCGAUGCUACCGACAAUCUGAACAAGCUAAAACAAUACCUAGCUGUCAAUACAAUGAGAGCCACUCGAUCAACACGUGAAAUAUCAUCAUCUAAAUUUGCAGGAGGAGAUUAUUGA